Paramecium tetraurelia is the source of this 9687-nucleotide messenger RNA. RefSeq lists its product as uncharacterized. Gene Ontology annotation, biological process: positive regulation of protein catabolic process; proteasome-mediated ubiquitin-dependent protein catabolic process; protein polyubiquitination. The record is from RefSeq and is a predicted model, not a curated record. The transcript is spliced from 7 exons. Lineage: Eukaryota; Ciliophora; Oligohymenophorea; Peniculida; Parameciidae. Gene Ontology annotation, molecular function: ubiquitin-protein transferase activity.
AUGAAAAUUCCCAUAAAUAUACUUGAACAACCAAAAGAAAUUGAACUACGAAUGCUGGAAUUCAUUCUAUAGAGCUCGAACUUUCUAGAUGAUUUGAUGAAACUUGUUACUGAUCAAAGUCAUCCAAUCCACAAAUUAUCAAAAGGAUCAUUAUGUUUAAUUAUUGAUAAGCUUGAUUAAUAUAUCCAAAUAGCUGUUGAACAAAUUUAAAAAAAUCCUAGUUUCAAAUGUCAUAUGUUGCUAUCCCUUAUUAAUUGUGUCUUGGAAUUAGAGUGUUAUCGAAAAUUGUUCAAUUCAUUAGAUCAUUUAUUUAAUAUGUUAGAAUAUUCAGAUAGUUUCCUAGUCUAUGAGCAAAUAAUGCUUAUCUUAAUAAAAAUCUAUAAAUAGCCUUCAAAUUUAAACAAUCCAUAAUAAAAAGAUGUCUGCAAUCAAUAACAAAUUGAAUAUCUUCCAAGGGCUAUCUAUUUUACGAGAAUCCUCCUUGAUCAUUAUAACAACUUGUCCUUCACCAAGAUAGAUUUAUUAGAUUAUUUUAAUCAAGAUGCUAAUUAUCAAACCCUUUCUGAAGCUCCAAUAGAAUUUCCAAAACUGGUAUUAGAGUAUAUGGAACCAACAUUGAUGAAUGAAUCAUAUCAAGAUUUGUGCAAGAACGGUAUACACAAGAAAGAAUUACAUCAACCGAUUUAAAUUAGAAAUUUUGAAAUAACUGAUGUCAAUUCCAUUACGGCCCUAGCAUUGUCCCAAACGCUUCUGAAUGCGCAAGAUUAAAGCUAUUGUCCUUUACUUGAUGCCAUGAAAUAUAGGAUCCUUAUCUGUAAAGGAUUUUAACAAAAUAAAAUUCCAACGAUCUCAAUCGUAGUAGUUUUGCACAUACAAUCCCUUCUAAUGUAUAUGUUGCUAACUUAAUUUUGCCAUAUCAAUAAUUGUGGAGAACUAUUAGAUCAGGUUUUCGAAGAAUAAUUAGAAUAUGAACAUCACUUUAAAAUAUACAUGAAAUUGUUUUAAUUGAAAACAAUCGACCCUCAAUUAUUGUCCACUUUACUAUUGACAUUAGAUGAAAUAAUAACAAUUGAAAGACAGAAUGAAAAUGAAGUCGCUUUUAAUAUAGCCAAAAAUUAUGAUGAAACAUUUCUAUAAUUUAUUUAUGAUGUUUUGUCCAUGCAUCCUCUUUAAAUUGAAACAGAAUAAAGUUAUCCUUUAUAAUAUUUUCCUACUCUUUUGAGUGAACAAUGUGCAAAACAUUAGAGAUUAGCAUCAAGUAUUUUUCAAAUAUUUUCAUCUGAACCAGGUGUACUCCUAUUAAGCAGAACUAAUAUUGCUCUUGGAUCUUCCUCUGCUCUAAUUAAAGCACUUUAUCUAUAGGAUAAUAAAAUGCUAUUACCUCCUGAAUCUUUUAAAGCCGCAAUCCUACUACUAAGCAGAUUAUCUAGAAAGGAUGACAUCUAAAGAGAUCUCAGAAUCUUUAAUGAUCUCAUCAAAAUUGUAGAAAAUUAGAUUAAAUGUAAUAUUGAUAUUUAAAAACCUACUUAAAAUGGAUAUUCCAAUAUCACUUUAGAAGAAGCAGAUUCAGUUAUUGCUGUCUGCAUUUAAUCGAUAAAUGAACAUUUUAGAGAUGAUCUUGGCAGAAGACUAAAUAGAGUUAAUGCUCCUUCUUUUGCUAGAUAAAUCUCAGAAUCAAUUAUCAUUAAAUAACUAUAAAAAUUAUUUGAAAAUUUUCCUCAAUUUAUAGGUUCAAUCUAAUAAACCUUAAUUCUAAUCUCCCAUUUAGCUAAUGAAGUUCCAACUUUAAUUGGUAGGUUAAUUGAUUCCAAUUUACCAUAAACACUAAAUGAGAUCAUAUAAAAAAUGAGUAUCGAUAAGAUCAACUAUAAGAUUAUGACAGCAAUAUUCUAAUUUUACUUUAACAUUUCAUUAAAAGAAGAAGGCUAUGAAAAAUUCAAUAAAUCUGGAAUGUGUUUCUUGGAAAAUAUAGUACACUAUUCAUUGAUUGAUAAUUUGAACAGUCCAAGAGAACAAUUAAGUGGCUUAGCCUAAUGUAUAACUAAAUAUACACAAAAAAUCGAUAAAGUUGGACCUUAGGUUUGCGAAAUACUCAAUCAAUCAGUAAAGAAAUUAUGGAUGUGCUUAAACGAAAAGAAAAAUUAAUUAACAAUUUCUAAUAUUUAUACAUAAUAUUUUGAGAUUAUUACUCAAAUAUAAAACUUGUCCAUUCUAAGCUUUAAGAUGUUCCAUUAUCCUCAUUAUACCUACUUGGCUGAAAUGAAUUCAAAAGGAUUUUUUGAUUCCUUAUUGAUGUUCUUUGAAUUUCCAACAUUUGAUUUUAAAAAUGACUUAUUGAAAGUAUUUAGGUGGUUAACUUCAGUUGAUGAAUAUGAGAAUCCUCAUAAAAUAUUAAAAAAGACUUUGUUAGUUAUGGAUAAAUGGGAAAACUCAAUAAACCAGACUACCCAUACUGUUAAUGUUUUGUAUUACAAUGCUCAAAAGUUAUUUUAAAGUUUUAGUUAGCAAUCAAUAUAGUAAAAUCUUUAAAUGGCAUCUUUCCAUUCUUAAAUAGAAUGCUUACUCGAAAUUUUAAAACUUUACUUAGUAAACUCUCCAUAAAUUAAUUGGGAAAAAACAGAUCUAGUUAAUUUACACCAUAAGUGCUGUGGUUUAUUCACAAUCAUAUUAGGUUCAGUCAUAUUUAAUAAUGAUGAUAAUCAAAAUGAUCAAACAUUAAAAAAAUCUGUGUUUUAUUCUUAUAUUUAAAGUUUAAAGCAUGUGAUUGUUAAUUCUUUUAAUUUAAUUAAUAGAAAGAAUAGUGAAUUAAACACAUUAAUAGCUUUGUUUAAUUAAAUGUGUUAAAAAUUACAAAAUGACAAUAUAUAGAUAGUGAUUCUGUAUAUAUCAUAAAUUGAUGAAUUAUUAAUCAACCUUUUUGAAAGUAAAAGAGUGCCUGAGAAUAAAUAUUUAAAUUUAGAUUUUAUAAAUUUGUUAUUAAAAUCACCAUUUACUAAAUGUUUUUAAUUGGCAAUACAUUAAUACACAAAUAUGACACUCUAAAAUCAAAAUGAUCAACUCAGUAUUUUGUCUAAACAUUUUUCCUCAAUCAUUAAGAUUUUGUAUAUAAAUAAAUUUGAAAAACAACAUUCAGAGUUUGGAUAUUCAUUAUUACCGCAACAAAUCUCAGAUAUAUAGAAUAUGCUUUAAAUAACCCAAUUUUCUAAUUCAGAUGAGAUUUCUAACAUAUAGUGGAUUCUAAUUGAAAAAGUAAUGAUGAUAUUAAGUCCUACUUUUUUGUAAGAUCUAAUCAUAAAAGAAAGAGAGAGGCUCAAUUUUUUUACAUUUUCCAGUUUUAGAGAGGAUUUUGGGAACUUCAAUAUAAUAUAAUAAAAUGAUUCAACCUAAGCAAGGGAUUAAUUAAUAGGCAUGGGAUUUUCAGAUGAUGCGAUUUCAUUGGCGUUUUAAAAUAUUAGAUUUCCUGAUGUAGGCAGGGCUGCUGCAUGGUUAGCUGAUAAUUAAGACAAGGUUGAACAAAAAAGAUAGCAGAUGAAAGAAAACCAAAGGAAUGUAUUUUCUGUUGGAUCCAUUUCUGAAAUCAUUCAACAUAAAUAAUAGGAACUCAAAAAUUAUAUCAAAACUAAUAUACUUUUCUUUAAUAAGUUUGAAGAAACCUUAUUUAAAGUAUUCGAUGGAUAAAUGAUGCCUUCUUUAUUGAUGUGUUUAAAAUAGGCAGUUUAAGAAUAAUUUAAAUUGUAGUUAAGAUUUAAAGAUUGCGAAUUAGAACUUAAAAAACCCUUAAAUAAUGAUAUAAAAUUGAUAAUCUCAGUUUUGCAUUUUAUAUAUAAAUAAUAAAAUUUAGUGCAAGAAUAUGAUUAUAUUGUGAUUGAGAUGAUGAAAUUAAUUUAGGAAUUAUUGAAAUAUGAGGAUGAAUAAAUAAUUAGAGCUGUUAAUCAUGUUUUAGCAAUCUUAACUCUCUUCAUAACAGACGAUUAGAAGUAGAAAAAAUAUAAUCAUGACAUUUUGAAUGAAAUAUUGGUAGGAGUUCUUAACAUUUUGAAAGGGAAAGUAUAAAAUCAUACAACAUCAAAAAUCUGCAUAGAAAUAUUGGUGAGAGCAUUCUAAGUCAAUAGAGAGAGUGUCCAUAAAUUCGUCUAUCAAAUGAAAGGAUUAGAGUAUCUCUUAAAAGUAAAAGGAGAUUCAAAGAAUCAACUUUAUAGCUUAACAAAACUUGUAUUAUCUAUUGUUCAUGAUUCCAGUAUUGUUAUAGCAUAGGUUGAGGCUAAGCUAAAAAAAAUAAUCUAUGAUUAAGAAUACAAUAAAGAAAUUGAAAAUUCAAAUAAAUAGGUUUAAUUGCAAUAGUCUUUGCAUACUCCAUAGCAUAAUACUUAUCCUUCAUGUUUUAAGCCUAUUCAUUAUAACAUACAAAUUCCUAAUGAAAUAAGAUUAGCUAAGGAUAAUUUGGCGUUGACUGCUAUAUAAAAUUAGUGUUUUUAUAGUGAAUAAAUCAAAUUCGUUAUAAAUUCACUAUUUGAAGAUUAGCCAAAUCACUAUGUUUUAAAAAAAGGUUUUCAUCUAUUCACUUUAGAUUGUCUUGAACCCGUGAGUUUCUAAAAAUAUAAGGAACCAGAGAGUGCAAAACGAAGCGUUAAGACUUCAACUAAGAAAAAGAAGAGUGAAGAUAAAAUGUAGUUACAAUCUAAUUUUUAACAUACUCAAGAAGCCUAAAUUUUAAUAAAACUAUUAAUUUAAUAGAUGAUUAUAUCUUAUUUUGAUAAAACAGAGCCAUAUCAAUUUUAAUGGAAUAUAAUUUGCUAAGUACUUUAGGUUUUAAUAAGAAGAUACCCAAUCCUAAUUCCGAAAUUGGUUCGAAUAAAUUGUAGCAAAUUUCUUAAACCUUAUCAUAAGUCAUUAGGGCCUGAUUAUAAUGAGACAGAUUUCCCUCGCAAAAUCUCUUUUAUUUCAUUAAUAACCAAGAUCAUGACUCCCAUAAAGAACUUGCUUUUUGAAUUAUGCUUAGAUAAUGUCAUUCUGAAUUAGAUGUCUAAUAAUUCUACUGCUCCAUUUUCAAUUGAAAUUAGAAGGAAAAUACUGAAUGAUAUCUAUGAAGGAAUAGAAAAGAGAAUCAAAUCUUUAGAUUCAAAUUUUUGUCAUUUAUCAGACACAUUAGUAUUCUUAAUAUAAAUAAAAUCUGUGGCUAAAAUUUGUUUUAAAAAUGUAAAUGAACCUUAAAAUUCAUUUAAUUUUGUCAAACUCUAUAUAGAAGGAAUGAAGAACUUUGAUUUGAAGUCAUAUUAUAAUUACGAGAAUGAAUUACAGUUCUUGAAUGAAACACUGGCAGUUUUAUUCAAUGUGGCUGCUUAUUUACUUCUUUUUAAGCCAUCUCUUAUUGUGAUACCAAAAUAAAUUUAAGAGCAAUAAGGCGAUCAUUUCCAACUGUAAGGAAUGGUUGGAUAACUACUACCAGAAGAUAUAAAUUGUCAACUUAUCCCAAACAAAGGUAUAAUCUAUCAGGACCCUAUUAAAUAUUUCAUAAAAUGGCCUCUGUUACCUAUUUCAUUUCAUGAAGGAUUGAAUUAAACCACAAGACAAGAUGAGUUAAAUUUAUAACAUAUAUGGUCACCAUUUCGUAGAAGAAAUAGAUUCCUUAAUAUGGAGAUUUUAGAGGAUAUUCAAGAUGAAAAUGAUGAGUUUCAAAUUGAACAUGAUGAUGAUGACGACAAUUAUAUUUAAAGUGUUGAGAGCAGAUAUGAUUCAAGUAUAAUUGAAGAAUCAGCUGAAGAAGAAUUUGAUCAAGAAGUAAAUAGUUGGGUUACAAGUUAAAGUGGAAAUAAUCAAAUUGAAGCUGAAGAUCCUUAAAAUGCUAAUUCAAGUUGGACUGAUGAAGAUGAUGAUUAAAUUGGAGAGGAUGGUCAAGAUGAUGAUGUUGAAGAUAGUGAUGAUUCGGAUGAUGAUAAUGCAUCAAAUAGUGAAUUAGGUGGAUUAAAUUAAGAGGAGAUUGAUCAAGAAAUUUUGGAACGCAAUGUUUAAGAUCUAAAUUAAAAUAUGAACCAACAGCAUAAUUUUGCCUAGAAUGAACAAUAUAAUUAAGGUUUAGAGUAAAAUAAGGGAACUGUUAAUCAUUAUCAUCAUCUUACCAACAAGGAAGAUUUGACUUUCAUGAAAAUGACUAAAUCUAUCAUCUAAUUGACAGGGAUUAAGUUUUCGAAAUAAUUUCUGAAAAUCUUGGAUAAAUUUAACUUUUUAUUACCUGAAAAGCUAUAAGUUGGUGACUUAUAACUUAUAAAUUGGUGGACUGAAUUAACUUCAAAACAGACAAUCCCUGAAGAAAGACUGCUUCUUUAAUAAGACGUUAGAAUUCAGCCACUUAAUAUUUUUAGGGAAAGAUUAGGAAUAGAUUUCCUAAGAAUUGAUUAAGAUGAUAGACUCCUAACUCGAGUAUAGCAACAACCACAUGCCAGAACAGCUCGUAAUAAUUUACCAUAAAUAAUAAGAGAAUUUCCAGAUAGGCAAUCACAAUUUGAUAUAUUAUUGGCAUAAUAAAGACAAUUUUAAGAAUAAUUUGGGUAAUAGCUAGCUAAUUUAUAACAAUAAAAUGUAUAGACAAUUCAGUCAUCAAAUGAAGAUUAAAUUAGGGAACACUAAUACUAACAACCAAAUCAAUAGAAUCAAUAAUAAUAAUUAAUAAAUUGUUAAAAUCAUCCAGAAGAUUAUGGCAUUCAACUUUCACAAUUCUAAGAACUUACAUGUGGAAGUUAAUCCAAUUAAAUAAAUGCAGAAAUUGAAAUCCAACAACAAUAAUUAAGAUUUGAAGAAAAUAAUCAAAAUGUCAUAACAGAUUAAUAGGAGAAGGUUGAAUAACAUUCAUCUUAAUAGUAAUAAUAAUAAUAAUAAUAAUAAUAAUAAUAAUAAUAAUAAUAAUAAUAAAACAAUUAAAAUUAUUCAUAAAUUUAUCCAAAAAGUUACAAUGUAUUGAAAAGGAUUGGCAAAACUUUUGAAGAUCUUAUAAAAAAUGAUAUUGAUCCUUCAGUAUUUGAAGAUCUCAAUGAAGAUAUGAUGAUGGAAAUUGCUUUAGCUCUCCCUUAUGAAAUUGAUGGAAUUGAUCCUUAGUUUUUGGCCUCUCUUCCUUCAGAAAUUAGAAAUGAAAUAAUUCAGUAAUAUUCUGCUCCUAGAAACUAGACACCACAAUAAUAAUUUACAGAAGUAGAUUUAUCAUAAGAUUUAUAAAUAAAUAACAAUUCUUAGAGGAUUCCAUCGCAACAACCUCGAAGUUAGUAAAUUAUUCCUCCAAUAAAUGUUCCUCAAUAGAAUCCAAAUAACUUAUAACAUAAAAUUAAUUCUCGAUUAUUUUAAACUUAAAGACAUAUCAUUUCAAAAUUAGGAACUGUAGAAGAUGAAUUUACAGAAUCAUUAUUGAGUUUACUUUACGUGGAAUCUCAUAGUUUCAUUAAUUUUCCUAUUAAUCUAUUUAUUUCGUUAUGCAAUAAUUAAAAUGUAGAGCAUAAAUUAAUUGAUACAUUGUUUUUAAUUUUAAAAACAAAAAAAUUGCAAGAUCAAGAAAGGUUGUUCCCACCAUGCUAUUUGGUAAAAAGAAAUGGACUUGUUAGAGAUUUCAGCAAAAUAUAGAGUGUUGUUUCAUUAAAAGUGUUGUAUAUGUUUUCAAAAUUAAAAGGAUUUUCAGUCAACUACUUUUUUGAAAACAAAAAAUAACAUAUAAGUUCAUCUGAAGAUGUCUUAAGCUUUCCCUUAUUAGAAUUGAUUUAACUUCUACCUGAAUUUUAAGGGAAUCAUUAGGAAAUGCUCAUUUAAGCAAUUACAAACAUAAGCACAAAACAAAAGGAUUUUAAAUAGGACAAAGUCAAAUUAGACUAAAAGUCUGUUGAUUGCAUCUGUAAAACGCUAUUAUCAAAUAUGGGUGGAAUUGUUAAGAAUUUUUCUAACAUCAUUAUAAGUCUAUGCAACAACCAAGAAAAUCAAUUGUUAAUAGUUUAAUAUAUAAAAGAGUAUAUAGAGAAAACUAUUAGAGAAAUAAAUGAGUAGUUUAAAAGACAAUAAUAAUAUGAUGAGAUAUUUAAUGGAGAUAAGGCUCUCAUAAAUGUAUUUUAGUUUGUUAAGGAAAUUAAUGCAAAAGGAAAUGAAGGUAAUAAUCAAUAGGAUGUAAGAUUAAAUUUUUAAGAAUUAUUGGAUAAUAAAGAACUGAUAGAAUUAUGGAAAAAUAUGAUAACAUUCUUAUAAUAAAUACCCUAAUAACAGAUAAUCAAAUUGACACCAAAAAUAUCUCCAUACUUGGAAUGCUUUUUUAUUAUUUAUCAAAUAGUGAACCCAAUAAAAAAAAUUAGAUUGAAUCAAAAAGAGUCUAAGAAAAUAGCUAUGAUGGAAGAAUAAUAUGAGGAGAUAAAAGAGCAGGAAAUACAUGAUGAAUUAUUUUAAAAAAUUUGUGAAAGUGGAAAAGCACUGUUAAAUAUUAUGCUAAAGGAAAGAUUUUAAGAAUAUAAAGAGAAGGGAAAAAUAACAAAUGAUAGUUUAGGAAUCAUCAUAUAAAAGAAUCCUAGAAUAGUUGAUUUUGAGAAUAAGCAAAAGUACUUUAAAAUAGAAUUAAAAUAAUUGAAAUUACAGAAUAAUAAGCAUCAUUAUGCAAAUAUUGCUGUAAGAUGCAGAAGAAAAGAUAUCUUUAUGGAUUCCUAUCAUCGUUUUAGUAAAUUAAAACCAGAGGAUUUAAAAGGAAAAUUAGUUAUAGAGUUUGAUGGAGAGGAAGGGGUAGAUUAAGGAGGAGUUACAAGAGAAUGGUUUUUGAUGCUGUCUAAAGAGAUAUUUAAUCCUAAUUAUGCUUUAUUUACUCCAUCUUUAAAUGGACAGAUGUUUUAACCUAGUAAUAAAUCUCAUGUUAAUCCUGAUCAUGUUAAGUACUUUAAAUUUAUUGGGAGAAUAGUUGGAAAAGCACUUUAUGAUGGAUAAUUAUUGGAUACCUAUUUUACUCGUUCAUUUUAUAAGCAUAUUCUAGGUUAGAAGUUAACUAUCCAUGAUAUGGAAGAUAUUGAUUUGAAUGAGUAUAAAUCUAUGAAGAAGAUUUUAGAGGAAAAUGUGAAUGAUUGGGGAAUCUAUUGGACAUAUUCAGUUGAUAAUUUUGGUAAAUGGGAAGAGAGAGAACUUGUUGAGGGUGGUAGAUAAAAAUAAGUGACUGAAGAUAAUAAAUUUGAGUAUGUCCAAACCUAUUGUUAUUAAAAAAUGGCAAAGGAGAUUAAAGACUAAAUAGAAGCAUUUUUGAAUGGUUUUCAUGAAUUGAUUCCUCAAAAUUUGAUUAGCAUAUUUGAAUGGAAAGAAAUGGAACUUAUGUUGUGUGGUUUACCUGAUAUUGAUCUUGAGGAUAUGAAAGAGAACGUAGAAUAUCAUGGAUAUGAUAGAGAAGAUAAAGUUAUAGAAUGGCUUUGGGAAUUGUUGGAGAGUUUUGAUGAGAGUAAGAGAGCAGCCUUCUUAUAAUUUAUAACAGGAACUUCCAAAGUACCUCUUGGAGGAUUUAAGGAUUUGAAAGGUAUAAAUGGUUUAUAGAAGAUAUAAAUUCAUAAAAAACAUUACAAAAAUUUUGAAUUGCCAACAUCACAUACAUGUUUUAAUUAAUUGGAUUUACCAUGUUAUCCAACCAGACAAAUUUUAAAGGAUAAAUUAGAACUAGCAAUCUUAGAAGGAAAAGAAGGUUUUGGCUUUGCUUGA